AUGGCAAAAAUUUUCGCCCAAACUGUAUUUGUUCUUUUGGCUGUUGCCUUAACAUUCAGCAAAUCGAGCAGCACCUUUGCAACCCCAAUUAAAGCGCGUCAUUUUUUGCAGGGUUUUAAACCAGUCAUUUUUACCAAUAUUCUCGAUGAAAAUACUGCCACCACUGAAGCGGCUACUACGAAUUUAUUGGAGAUCGAGGCAGCCAAUACAGCCCAGACUGCUGCAGCUUUCGAUCACGAAACUGCUGCUACAACGCUCAUCAAAAAACGUCAUUUUUUGAAUAAUUUUAAACCCGUCAUUUUUACUAAUAUUCUUGAUGAAAAUACUGCCACCACUGAAGCAGCUACUACGAAUUUAUUGGAGAUCGAAGCAGCCAAUACAGCCCAAACCGCUGCAGCUUUCGAUCACGAAACUGCUGCUACAACACUUAUCAAAAAACGUCACUUUUUGAAUGGUUUUAAACCGGUCAUUUUUACUAAUGUUCUCGAUGAAAAUACUGCCACCACUGAAGCGGCUACUACGAAUUUAUUGGAGAUCGAAGCAGCCAAUACAGCCCAAACCGCUGCAGCUUUCGAUCACGAAUCUGCUAUUACAGCAUUUGCUCAACUAUAA
Ambispora gerdemannii is the source of this 612-nucleotide messenger RNA. NCBI's taxonomy places the organism in Eukaryota, Fungi, Glomeromycota, Glomeromycetes, Archaeosporales, Ambisporaceae. The record is from the annotation of a GenBank genome assembly.